GCUGAUAUCAUCACCGGAAACAACAACUACUGACACUGAUAAUAUCAUUAUAGUUGACGAAGUACAAUUACCACCACCAAAUUACGGAACUUCAACAACUCCUCAGUUAACAUCACCAUCAUCUAUGUUAUUAAAUGAUCCAACAGAUCGUCAGCUUUACGAUUCAAUGGUUUUAAAUUUCAUGCGUGACCAUAAUAAUGACGAUGAAAAUAUUAUGAGUUUCGAAAAAGCUUAUGAUGGUCGUGCCAAAAGCACAACAAAUGAAUCUACUUUGGAGGCAGCAAUAGAAAGUCUUGCCAAUUAUGAUAAUAAUAAAAUCAAAUUUUUCAAGGAAUUUGUCCCAAUUUUUGAAGAAUUUAAGGAGAAACAAAAAGAUAUUGUUUACUCCUGUACAAAAGACGAUAUAAUGGAUAUAAGAGGUUGUAGUGAUUUCGCAAAUUAUUUAACUGUUGAACAAUACAAAAAACUUUUAUCCGUUAGACCUAAAAAACAAGCAGUUUUACCAAAAAGUUGGGUAUCGGCUAUAAAUGAUUAUUAUACGAACUUUCAAAACGAUGUGAAAAAAUCGCUUAUAGAUUGGAGUAAUUUAACCGACGAUUUGAUUACGUCAACAGAUGAAGAUACUGGAACAAGACAAAUUAAAAAAUAUCUAUACGAAGUUAUGUCACCUCUAAUUAAAUCGUUCACUAAACCUAUUCCACCUAUCACUGCAACAAACACCAGUGAGCACCACUACUGGUCUGAGUUCGCCCAUAGAUUCUUUUCCAGAGCAUUGGAGGAUUUCGUGGGACUCGAUUGGCGCGUCAUAGAGGUUCCAGUGUUUGCAUCCAAAUACAGAAAAAAUUAUGGGCUUGACCAUACUACACAGACUGUAGUUGAGGGUAAAUCAGCUGAUUUGUUAGCCUGGACCUGGGAGACAGGAGAAGAAAUAUUUGUUGGAGAACAAGCAGGACCACCCACAAAGCCAGAUCUUACGAAAUUAGCUACAGAUUCCUUCAAGUUGUACCGAGAACUUCGAGAUUGUUUAAACGUCCGUAUUUUACGUAGAAUGGAAGUUGGAAAUAUCAACUACAAUGAUUGUGUUGUAUUUGGUAUAUUAGGAUAUUUAUUUGAAAUAAAGAUGGUACUGAUGUGGAAGGAUGGGGUAUACGUGUAUGAAGAAUUUGGAUCCUUCACAAUUCCAUCUAAUUAUAACCAAAUUCAUACCAUGAAAGCAGGAGUUUUAAGACUACUAGAAUUUAUUUUAACUGUGAAAGAGGAAGUUACAAAAAAAGAAGUCGUUGAAUGUAAUAAUGAUACGGUACAAGUGUUGAAGAGAAAAUAUAGAGAGAUCGUCCAGACAACACCUUCGCCGAAAAAAAGCAAAAAAAAUAAUUAA
Molecule: messenger RNA, 1378 nt
Organism: Entrophospora candida
Lineage: Eukaryota; Fungi; Glomeromycota; Glomeromycetes; Entrophosporales; Entrophosporaceae
Source: the annotation of a GenBank genome assembly